Molecule: messenger RNA, 2286 nt
Organism: Impatiens glandulifera
Lineage: Eukaryota; Viridiplantae; Streptophyta; Magnoliopsida; Ericales; Balsaminaceae
Product: glucosidase 2 subunit beta-like
Exons: 16
Coding region: 132-2018 (628 amino acids)
Biological process (GO): N-glycan processing
Cellular component (GO): glucosidase II complex
Molecular function (GO): protein binding
Source: RefSeq, a predicted model, not a curated record
UCUUUCAGUCUCUACGAUCCAUCUCGCCGCAUUCGUCAGCGGAGGAAGAAUCGAAAUUUUGUAAGGGUUUAUGACCGAUUUGAGCUUUGAAUCAACCGCAAUAUUGGCUUUAAUCUAAUUCCUUAACAAGUAUGAAGCCAAGGAUUGGUGCAUUUUUCCUCUACGUAAUCUUCCUCAUUGCGAGCAUUGACAGAUCGAUAUCCAGUUCUUCGAAUUCAGACUUCUUUGGGAUUGCUCCGGAAGAUGAGAACUAUUUCAAACCAUUAUUAUCAUCCGGAUCAAUCAAAUGCAAGGAUGGAUUCAAGAAGUUCACCAAAUCUGAGCUGAAUGACGAUUUUUGUGAUUGCCCUGAUGGCACUGAUGAGCCAGGUACAUCGGCAUGUCCCAAGGGAAAAUUUUACUGCCGUAAUGUAGGACAUAUUCCUCUUACUUUAUUCUCUUCAAGAGUUAACGAUGGUAUUUGUGAUUGCUGUGACGGGAGUGAUGAAUACGAUGGUCGAGUGAAGUGCUCCGACACUUGUUGGGAAGCUGGAAAAAUUGCACGAGAUAAAUUGAAGAAGAAGAUUGCAAUAUACAAGGAAGGAUUAACCUUGCGCAAGCAGGAAGUUGAACAAGCAAGAUUGGCUUUAGCCAAAGAUGAGGCUGAGUUGUCAAAACUGAAAAAUGAAGAGAAGACACUUAAAGCUCUUGUUGACCAGCUUAAGGAGCACAAGGAACAGAUAGAAAAAGAAGAGGAGAAGGAACGGUUACAAAGAGAAAAGGAAGAGAAAGAAAAGAGAGAGGCUGAGGAAGCUCUAAAGAAUACGACUGGAUCCGGGGAGGAACCUGAAACAGAAUCCAAGACUGUCGAAGAUGCUGAUCUUGACACAAUUGGGCUGGUAGAGGACCCUCCCAUGGAUGAGGAAAUGACAAAAGACGAUCAUGACUCCAUAGGUAAAGACCAUACUGAAAUUGAAGGUUCUCUAGUAACUGAAGAACAAGAUGAUACUGUCGAGAAGGUGGAGGAGAUACACACUGUAGAGAAGGUGGAGGAGACACACACUAUAGAGAAGGUGGAGGAGACACACGUUGCUGAUACUUUAAACAAGGAGAAAGAUGCAUCCGAAAAUACAGAGUCGUUGUCAAAGGAGGAGCUGGGUCGUCUUGUUGCUUCCCGUUGGACAAGUGAAAAGUCUGCGCAACAAGAUGGAGCUGUUGAUGAUGCAAACGAUGAUAAUUAUGAACAUACAGAUGCACAUGAAAUUGCCAAAGAUGAUAAUCAUGAACAUACGGAUGCACCUGACGAUGAAUAUGAAGACGAGUAUGAUUCAGAAACUGAAAAUCACAAAUACAAUGAUGAAGAAGAGGACCAUGAUGUUGCAGCAGAACAUGAUAGUUCAAGUUCUUCUUACAAGUCAGAUGAUGAAAUGGAGUUUGCAGAGACAACUACCUCAAGCAACCGAACUUGGUUGGAGAAGAUACAACAAACUGUUCAAAACAUUCUAAGUGCUGUUAACUUGUUCAAGACUCCUGUUAAUAUAACAGAGGCUGCUCAUAUCCGGAAAGAAUAUGAUGACUCCAGUGCCAAGUUGUCCAAGUUACAGUCCAGAAUAUCAAGCUUAAACAAAAAACUCUCCCAAGAUUUCGGACCUGAGAAGGAGUUUUAUGCAUUCUAUGAUAAAUGCUUUGAGGGCAAGGAGAACAAGUACGUGUACAAAAUUUGCCCCUUUAAACAAGCUUCUCAGGAGGAAGGCCACAGCACGACUCGUUUGGGUAACUGGGAGAAAUUUGAGGAAUCGCACAGAGUGAUGGUAUUUUCAAAUGGUGACAAAUGCUGGAAUGGGCCAGAUAGAAGUUUAAAGGUUAGGUUAAGGUGUGGAUUGAAGAAUGACGUGACCGAUGUGGAUGAACCUAGUCGUUGCGAAUAUGUGGCGCUUCUGUCUACCCCAGCUGUUUGUUCAGAAGCAAAGCUCAAGGAGAUUGAAGAAAAACUGGAUCUAUUAAAGAAGGAUCAGCCACAGGGUCGCGAUGAACUAUAAUAGAACAUUAGGUCGAUUCCAUGUAAAGUUGAGGAAUGAAUGAAUCUGAAAAAGAUUCUCAUUUUCCUUUUCUUGGUUCGUUUUAAUUGAGAGAUGAUGAUGAGCACAAUCACAGGUGAUCUAUAUAUAUAUAUAGGUAAACAGCAUCGGAAAAAGACAGUAGAAUUUUGGGAUGGGUUGGGAUCUAUUUAUUGGUAGCUGGAUUUUUGAUCGAUUGGUUAUUAUUUAGAAUUGAAAGAAAAAGAACAUCAAUACUUUUUCUUAUGAA